Molecule: messenger RNA, 645 nt
Organism: Lachancea sp. 'fantastica'
Lineage: Eukaryota; Fungi; Ascomycota; Saccharomycetes; Saccharomycetales; Saccharomycetaceae
Source: the annotation of a GenBank genome assembly
AUGCCUCUAGCUCCAAAGUAUCUAGCUUCUCACAUUAUAUCUACUACAAAACCAUUGGAAACCUCGAGACCCUUUGCGAAUGUGGUAGAGUUGUAUUUGGACUACUGCUGUCCCUUCAGCAAGCGUUUGUACUUGAAGUGGACUAAAGACGUUAUUCCGGUAAUAGAGAAGCAAUUGAACAAGCAGUUCGAAUUCCAGUUCGUGCAAGUAGUCCAGCCUUGGCAUCCUUCGUCAACGCUGAUGCACGAAGCUGGACUAGCAGUAGCGUUGUCCGAUGCAACGUUAUUUCAGAGCUUCAGCAAACUGCUAUUUGAAAGACAAGCAGAAUGGUUCGAUCAGGCAUGCUACCAGAAAUCUCGCAAGGAAAUGUACGAGGAGCUAGCUUCAUUGGCUUCUUUGGUUGGUGUUUCGAAGGAACAGGUGUUGAAACUUUUGGCUAUUGACGAACAGGAUUUCGAGCAGGACGGUACUCCCAAAAACUCCGGAAACAAAGUGAGUGCGAGUUUGAAGUAUUUCACUCGGUACCAGCGCCAAAACGGAGUACACGUAACACCCACGGUUGCGGUCAAUGGGAUAAUUGUCGGUAAUAUUGGUAGUGGCAACACUCCAGAAGAGGUUAUCAAGCUUUUGGACGCUGCCACAUGA